Molecule: messenger RNA, 219 nt
Organism: Prunus armeniaca (apricot)
Lineage: Eukaryota; Viridiplantae; Streptophyta; Magnoliopsida; Rosales; Rosaceae
Source: the annotation of a GenBank genome assembly
AUGAUGAAGCUAUCAUGGAGUUUCUAUGGUCUUGCCAAUAACAAGUGGCAGCAUGGUGGUGGUGGUGGUGUUGGUGUUGGUUGUGGAGAUGGUGGUGGAUGUGGAGGUUUUGGAGGAGGUGGUGGUGGUGGUGGCAGUGGCGGUGGUUGUGGGGGUAGUGAUUGUGGUGGUGCAAGUGGUGGAGUCGGAUGUGGAAGUGGAGGUGGUGCCAUUUUUUAA